Athalia rosae (coleseed sawfly) is the source of this 2690-nucleotide messenger RNA. Its product is annotated as rho guanine nucleotide exchange factor 3-like. The record is from RefSeq and is a predicted model, not a curated record. Gene Ontology annotation, molecular function: guanyl-nucleotide exchange factor activity. The transcript has 5 exons. Bases 170 to 1720 code for a protein of 516 amino acids. NCBI's taxonomy places the organism in Eukaryota, Metazoa, Arthropoda, Insecta, Hymenoptera, Athaliidae. Gene Ontology annotation, biological process: positive regulation of Rho protein signal transduction; intracellular signal transduction.
AGCCUGCUUCAUGUUAUGUUUAUGUUUCAACUACUAUAAUAGCUGACGUUCCGUCAGAUCCAUUUGCGGAUUGGCCUAAGGUUCUGCGUUACCAGCACAUGUCUUUCGAAAAUCCCAAUUUCCGCACGCUGACUCCUCUCGAAGAUAAAAUAUACAAAAUAAAACAAGAAUGGAUGAACAUCACGAUAUUUCAAUCAAAGAUCGUCUCCCGGAGCCCCAAAAGCGAUUUUGGAUGCGCUCAAGAAAGCGUAGAAAUAGUGAUGCAGCAAGUGUGAAUUCAAUGGAUAUAUCCAUGGGAUGUGAGAGCUUGAAAAAGAAGAAGAGACGGAGGAUAACAGAGGUGGCGACCAGUCUUUUCACUUUGUCUUCAUCCUCUUCUAGUUCAUCUACGCCAAACAAAUUCACUAGUGUUCUGCAGAGGUCAUUUGGUUCUCAAAUCUCUCAUGCGGACAUCUCUCUCCUUGGAGAAGAAACGAAUACAAAAACUAUUGAAGAAAGAUUGUCGAAAGUCAAUACAGAGAGGCUAGAUCAGUUGUCUAUUCGCAGCUGGAUUGUCGAUAUUGCAGAAGGUAAAUGUGGGGGUCAAUUGGAUAAAAGUUUGAGCCGGAGAGAAAUAAAACGUCAAGAAGCAAUCUAUGAAUUAUUUUGUGGAGAAGAAGUCCUCCUUCACGAUCUCAAUAAUCUCAGAGAAAUUUACUAUGAGCCACUACUCAAUGCCAAUAUUUUGACACCUGGCGAGCUCUCCACUCUUUUUGGAGAUAUUUCAAGCCUUAUCGACUUACACAGCAGACUGAGAGAUGAAUUAGUCGAUCUACGAGACGCAUCAGGAUUUACAAAGGUGGUUGGCACCACUCUGAUCAAUUGGCUGCCAAGUCUUGCGGAAUGCUACAUCGACAGAUGUAAGACACAAGUGUGGGUGAGACAUUUGCUGGAUGCAAAACGAGUGACAAACAAGCGUUUUGAAGACUUUUUGAAGAAAAAAACUUCAGCACCACGAUCUGUAGAUCUUUGGACAUAUUUGGAUGUUCCUCGUUCAAGAGUCGUUAAAUAUCCCCUGCUGGUGAAUGAAAUUCUCAGGCACACCUCGUCUAAUCAUUCAGAUCAGACUUUACUCAGAAAAGCCAGUGGAAUACUAUCGAAAUUAUUGAUUGAAAUCGAUCAAGGAAUUGGAAUGUCGGAGUGCCAACUAGCGCAGAGCAGAAUCAACCCCUCUCCAGUUCAUGAUCCAAAUAAAUCCAUAGAAAAAGCUGCCGAAUUGAUCACGGAAGGAUUGCUGAGGGAUGCUAGAGGAACGAAACUUCACUGCUUUCUGUUUGACAAUUGUUUCGUAUUGACUCGCCCGGCUAGAAGAUUGGGACGGAAAUGCAACCCCUGUUUUCCCGUUAUAACGAGUGGAGAGUUAAAAUUUCAGCCAGAUAUUGGGAGCAAUCAAAAAUUGUAUUCAAAUGGAUUUAAAAUUGGAGAACACACGUUGAGCACCGAGGAUGAACAUUCCAAACGACAUUGGCUGGAAUCUCUUCGCAGAAUACGGAACACGAAUACAGAUACAGAUACAGAUUUGUACAUGUCGACUAAAGAAAACAUGGACGAAACACCUAAUGAAUCAGGCCUGCUUCCAUCUCCAAAUUUGAAGACAAACAAGAAAAGGAAGUCCUUAGGAGAUCUAUGCAGCAGGAAAAUCAUUCUUAGAGUGAAAAGAAGUAGUAUCGGUCUGGUGUGACGGUAAAACAACAAUUGGUAUGAAUUACACAUGGAAACGACUUCAUGAACAAUGACUGUCGGGUAUAAAUAAUACAAUAAUUUUCAAGCAAUUGCAGAAUCUGAGGAAGGUAUAAGUUCUCGGUGCAAGUAGAUUUUCAGAUUUAGAGAUUGGUCGAUUUGUGAUGAACGUUCCAAGUUACAGAUUUGAUCAACUUAAAAAAAACUUACCGCAGUCAAAUAUGUACUACCGACUGGCACCAAAAUUUAGUUCUUAGUUUAUAUUUCAAAGUUCACUGAAAGAGUGUUCCACAAAAAAAAAACCGAAAGUUGAGUAAAAAGCAAGGAAAUAGUUUUAUGCAUAGAGAAAAUUUAAUGCAUAAGUUUGUCAACUUUUGCUGGUGAACGUACUGUUUUGUUUCCUUAUUUUCAGUAUUUUAAAAAUUUCUAGCAUAUGUAAAAUCUAUUUUCAACUUCCAAUGUGUAACAUAUUUAAGAGCAUAAACAGCUAUUUCACAUGCAGUUUUAUUCCACUUUCAUUCUGAUUCUUGUUCUUUUUUACUCUUUCUCAAACUAUGAAAAUGAAUUUCUUUUAACAGCAGUACCUAUUACAUCAGUUACAAUUUGAAUAGCAUAUAAUUUUUAGUGGGUAAAUUUCAGAAGCAGUUUCAGUUAGUUUUUAGCAGUAAUCGAGUAGUCUCCGCUUUUUUUUAAAGCAAACUGUGCAGGAUGUUUUAAUACCGUAAUGUGAGGUAUCGGGUGCUUAUCUCAAACAUGUGAAAUGAGAAGCGUAGGAAAUGAAAUGGUUUAUUUUUUACAGUAAUUACACGAUUUGCACAUCAGCCCUUGGGCCAGUGUAGUGAGUUUUAAAUUUACAGAUUGUAUAAUAGAAUGAACGUGAGGUGUUCAUUUAUCGAAAACAGAAAAGUCAGGACAACAGAGUCAUGAGCAAUGUGAGCAAUGUACAAAAUAGAUAAUCCGAUGAACAUUAA